AUGGAAUAUAUUGGGAACAAGUUGCGAAGGUACACGACAUUCAGCAAGCGGAAAACAGGAAUUAUGAAAAAAGCCUAUGAACUGUCAACGCUCACCGGAACUCAGGUGAUGCUUCUGGUGGCUUCGGAGACCGGGCAUGUUUAUACAUUUGCCACCAAGAAGUUGCGACCAAUGAUCUCAUCGGAAGCUGGCAAAACGCUUAUCAGGAAUUGUCUCAAUACUCCGGAUAUUGAUGACGAGGUGGACCCGGUGGGAGCGAGACAGGAAUUCACAUUUGAAUCGCAGUCGAACAGCAAUAAUAUUUCGAGGAAGCGAAAACUGAAUGAGGUUUGUCGCAGUUCCCUUCUUUUUCGAAAAUGCGCCAGGCGCAUGUAG
Gongylonema pulchrum is the source of this 375-nucleotide messenger RNA. The record is from the annotation of a GenBank genome assembly. Lineage: Eukaryota; Metazoa; Nematoda; Chromadorea; Rhabditida; Gongylonematidae.